Molecule: messenger RNA, 2657 nt
Organism: Malania oleifera
Lineage: Eukaryota; Viridiplantae; Streptophyta; Magnoliopsida; Santalales; Ximeniaceae
Product: receptor-like serine/threonine-protein kinase SD1-8
Exons: 7
Coding region: 49-2559 (836 amino acids)
Biological process (GO): recognition of pollen; protein phosphorylation
Molecular function (GO): ATP binding; protein serine/threonine kinase activity
Source: RefSeq, a predicted model, not a curated record
AGAUUGACCUUGGAUCGUUAUAAUUAAACCAUUUCAGAUUUCUCCAAAAUGCACAUGAUUUACUUCAGUCGUGUUCCUGUGAGCAUGCUUGCUCAUCUUCUCUUCGCGUUAGUUCUAUCAUAUUUUCAGCUUUAUCUCAGCAAAGCCACCACAGAUACCAUCUUCCAGGGACAAUCUAUAAAUGUCUCUGAGACCAUUGUGUCCACUGGGAAUGAAUUUGAACUGGGAUUCUUCCGUCCUGGAAACUCAACUAGCUACUACUUGGGAAUAUGGUUCAAGAAAGUUUCUGAACAAACUGUUGUUUGGGUGGCCAACAGAGAUUCGCCCCUCAGUUCCUCUCCAGUCCUCACCGUCGGCAAGGACGGAAACCUCGCGAUUCUUGAUGGAAGAAUCAGUACUUAUGCAGUGUCGAACGUGUCGAUGGUCGGUGUCACCAGCGCAGCGCUGCUGGACUCUGGAAAUUUUGUUCUGAGGGAUGUGAAUUCUGGUGCCAUAUUAUGGCAAGGCUUUGACUAUCCUUCACACACUCUCUUGCCAGGAAUGAAGAUUGGGUUUGAUCAAAGGAGUGGAAAAACCUGGUCACUGGCUUCUUGGAAGAGCUCAGAAGAUCCUCGUGCCGGUGCUUUCUCGCUGCAGCUCGAUCCUGAAGGACGAAGGGGGCAGCUUUUAAUCAUGCAGGGGGCUAAAAGGUAUUGGGCAAGUGGAACUUGGAAUGGGCAUAGUUUUAUCCUGGCUCUUGACGAGACAUUGGACAGCAUAAACCAUUUCAGUUAUGUUUCCAAUCAGAAUGAGACUUAUUUCUUGUAUUCCAGCUCUAGUGCUGUUAGUGUCACUUCCAGGAUUGUGCUUGAUAUAUCUGGGCAGAUCAAGCUAAUGAUGUGGUCCGAAGAAGCCAAACACUGGAAUUUGAAUUGGUCCCAACCGCGGCAACCUUGUGAGGUUUAUGCUUAUUGCGGGGCUUUUGGAAGCUGCGAUAAGAACGCAGUUCGAUUUUGCGAUUGCAUGCCGGGUUUUGCUCCCCUUAGUACCAAAAAUUGGGAACUUGGUGAUACGUCUGGUGGUUGUGCGAGGGGAGCCCCUUUGGGCUGCCAAAGAGGUACUACAAAUGCUUCCAGUGAAAGAGAUGGGUUUGUUCUGAUUUCCCAAGUGGUAUUGCCCUUGAAUUCUCUAUAUUUGGAAGUUGGAAGUGCAGUGGACUGUGAACUAGCAUGCUUGAACAACUGCUCUUGCUCUGGUUAUGCUCAUGAUUACAGUAAUGGAUGCUUAAUUUGGGUGGGAGACCUCUUUAAUCUGCAAAGGGUCUCAGUCAAUGCCGAUCCUGCCGGAAAAGAAUUUCAUCUCAAACUUGCUGCUCUUGAAGGUGAUUCUAAAGGUUUUGGUAGCAAGAGGUGGAUAUGGAAAAUUAUAAAUCCAAUUAUAUUUCUGACAACGCUUGCUUUGAUCUUUUUCAUUUUCUUUAUCAUGUGGAGGAGAAAGUUCCAUAGAAGAGGUGGCCAAGCAGGGGAGGAUUUGUUAUUGUUCGACUAUGACACCAGCAGCCUAUGGUCAACCGGCAACGAACUCGGUGAAUCAAGUGGGCUAGGGAGCGGUGGGAGGAAGGAUGUUAAGCUACCAUUAUUCAGUUUUGCAAGUGUAUCUGCAGCCACUGAUAAUUUCUCUGCUGUGGGCAAGCUUGGAGAGGGUGGCUUUGGACCUGUUUACAAGGGAUUGUUGCAAAAGGGGCAAGAGGUGGCGGUGAAAAGGCUCUCGAAAGGAUCCUGCCAAGGAUGGGAGGAGCUGAAAAAUGAGGCUGUACUCAUAGCAAAACUUCAGCACAAAAAUCUUGUUAGACUACUCGGCUGUUGCAUCGAGCAGGAUGAAAAGAUGCUGAUCUAUGAGUACUUGCCCAACAAAAGCUUGGAUUUCUUCCUUUUUGAUAGAUCAAAGCGCGGGAUGCUAGAUUGGAGCACGCGCAAACGAAUUAUUGAAGGGAUUGCUCAAGGGCUUCUCUAUCUCCAUGAAUAUUCAAGGUUUCGAAUAAUCCACAGAGAUCUGAAAGCCAGCAACAUUUUGCUGGACAAAGACAUGAAUCCCAAAAUAUCAGAUUUUGGAAUGGCAAGGAUUUUUGGAGCGAAUGAGUCACAGGCAACAAAUCGGAUAGUUGGGACCUACGGCUACAUGUCUCCUGAGUAUGCAAUGGACGGCCUUUUCUCAAUUAAGUCCGAUGUUUUUAGCUUCGGAGUGUUGCUGUUGGAGAUUCUGAGCGGGAAGAAGAACACUGGUUUAUAUUAUAGCCGAUCACUCAAUCUUCUCAUAUAUGCACGGGAUUUGUGGGAAAUGGGCAAGGAGGUGGAGCUGAUAGAUCCAAUACUAAUAGGGGACAGAACUUCAACCCAUGAGCAGCUGAGGUACAUUAAGGUUGCACUUCUAUGUGUCCAGGAAAGUACAGCAGACAGACCCACCAUGUCUGAUGUUGUCUCAAUGCUUAGUAAUGGAACUCAAGUUCUUCCUUCACCCAUUCUACCUUCUUCUUCAAUUGUUAGAAAUGCAUGUGUGACAGUUUCAGCUACACAUGGUUGAAUAGUUUAAACCUCCAUGUUCAAACUCUCUCUGCAUCAUAUUUAAAAUGUUUUGAGGCCAAUAUAGUUCAUUUGCUCAGAUGGUUGCAUUGGUGAAUA